Messenger RNA from Onthophagus taurus, 1071 nucleotides. Its product is annotated as zinc carboxypeptidase A 1-like. The record is from RefSeq and is a predicted model, not a curated record. NCBI's taxonomy places the organism in Eukaryota, Metazoa, Arthropoda, Insecta, Coleoptera, Scarabaeidae. Gene Ontology annotation, molecular function: metallocarboxypeptidase activity; zinc ion binding. Gene Ontology annotation, biological process: proteolysis.
AGUCAGUAUCUUAGAAAGGAAAUGUUAAUUGCAUCCUUGUUACUAUUUUACCAAUUACACUUGAUUCGGAUGGAUUACGCCGAAGAUCAUAAAGGAAUAAAACUCCAACUCGUUGAAAAUUUUGGGAAAUUAACUUUACAGACAAGAAGUAAUUUUGAGGAAAGACCAGAUCUUGAAGAUGUUUAUUAUGGUUUUCUACGAAACCUCCACGCUCUUCAUCCCAGAACGACAUCAUUAAAAGUAAUCGGAAGAUCUUAUUUGAGAAGAAAAAUCUACUCCUUUGAAAUUGAACACAGUGAUUAUCGAGGCGGAACGAUCUUUAUCGACGCUGGGCAAAACGGAAACGAAUGGGAAUCGGUUAAUUUAGCCCUAUAUCUUUUAAAGAAUUUUCUAACAACUCAUAUUUCAUUGUUGUUGUGGUUAAGAGUCGUCUUUGUGUCUUUAGUAAAUCCAGACGGAUACGAAGAAGCCGAAAAUAAUAAAACUUUUAAUACCAACCUAAAAGGUGAUAUUCAUUGCCCGGGUGUAAACAUAGCAAUGAAUUUUAAAGUUGAAGGCCCACCCAAGUUUACAACAUGCGAUAAAUAUCAAGGUUUGAGAUAUUUCUCCGAAAAAGAAAGCUUAAACAUUAAAAAUUAUAUAGAAAAACUUGGUGAUGUUAAACUUUACGUAACUUUGCAUUCAAAAGAGGAGGGGUUUAUAGCGUAUCCAUUUGCGUAUAAAGAAGAAAAGCACGGCUCAGAAAAAAUAGCUAAAAUCAUGUUUAAUGCGCUUCGGGAUCAUUCAAUAAUGAAAAACGAAAAAUUCGGGAGUUUAAGUGAGAUUAUGAAGGAGAAAUUUAGUGGUAGUUCAAUCGAUUGGGCUUGUUCAGAAAUGAAAAUUCCCAGUUGUGUUUAUUUUAGUGUUAGUAAUAAGCUUAGUGAUGUUCGAGAAAGUUACGCUGCGUAUUUGGAAGCGUUAAAAUAUGGUAUUAUUGAGUUACAAUUGAACGAUAUCGAUGUUGGUGAUGCUUUUCUUAAUGAAACUUUAUCUAAGAAUUAGAUAAUUAUUGUUAAAAAUAAUGUGAUUGUA